CACAGCUUUACCCAAACUACUGAAUAGUCACUCAGGCGUAGGGAAUAUUAGCAUGCCAACGCUUUUCCAGCGGGAAAUUAGUAGCGGCGCACCUGAGGGUAUUGAUUGAAUGUUGAUAAUCGCAGUGUCUUCAUUUUUUGCCGACUAUUCUGUUUUUAUCCACCAUUUAGACUGACGACUGUUACGUAAGAUAAAAGGAUCCAUAGCUGGACGUAAACAAUCUCAGGUAAUAAAAUGGAUGAACGUGCCAAUUUAAUGAAUAGGAUGAAACUCAGCAUCAAGGUCUUGAUCCAGUCUGCUCUAAACCUUGGCCGAAGUAUAGAUUCUGAGUAUCCACCUCUCCAGCAAUUUUUUCUGGUUAUGGAGCAUUGCCUUAAACAUGGACUUAAAGUAAAGAAAACAUUUAUGGCACAAAAUAAAUCUUUUUUCGGUCCACUGGAACUAGUGGAAAAACUUUGCCCCGAAUCAUCCGAUUUGUUUGCAAAUAUAAAAAAUCUUCCAGAGCUAAAAACAGCUAUUGGGAAAGGAAGAGCUUGGCUUCACCUUGCACUGAUGCAAAAAAAGCUGGCCGAUUAUUUGCAAGCUCUUAUAGACCAUAAAGACCUGCUAAGUGACUUUUAUGAACAAGAUGCUCUAAUGAUGGAGGAGGAAGGUGCGGUAAUCGUAGGACUGCUUGUGGGACUCAACAUGAUUGAUGCAAAUUUAUGUCUUAAAGGAGAAGAUUUAGAUUCCCAGGUUGGAGUAAUUGACUUUUCUUUCUAUCUUAAGGAUAUGCAGCCAAAUGAUAAUGAAAAACAAAGCGAUGAAAUUGUAGCUGUUCUUGAUCAAAAACAUUAUGUUGAAGAGCUUAACAGACAUUUAAGUUGCACUGUUGGUGAUCUUCAGGCAAAAAUUGAUUCUCUGGAGAAGACAAAUUCAAAGUUGACGGAAGAGCUCCUUGCUGCAAAAGAUCGUAUUGUGUCACUACAAGAGGAACAUAAUAACAUGGUACACGAGAGUACAGUAAUUCGGGUAAAGAGUGAAAGAAGUUUAGAGGUAAAUUCUCAGGAUACAAAAGUUGAACUGGACACCUACAAACAAUCUCGGCAAGGACUGGAUGAAAUGUAUAAUGAGAUCUGGAAGCAACUAAAAGUCGAAAAACAAACACGGCAGGAACUGGAGAAAGAGUUUGAAUUGCAGGUUGGUAUGAAGACAGAGAUGGAAAUGGCCAUGAAACUCCUGGAAAAGGAUAUCCAUGAAAAACAAGACACUCUGGUUGUUCUCCGUAAGCAGCUUGAUGACGUAAAAGCCAUUAAUCUUCAGAUGUGCCAAAAAGUUCUUGAUGCAGAGACAGCCCUGCAUAAGAAAAAAGAAAUUGUAAAUUCACUACAAGCAAAAGGAGAUCAGUUGACAACAGCACUAAAGCAAGUAGAGGAAAGACUGCAAAAAUCUGAAAAGGCUAGAGAAGCAGCUGAAGAAAAUUGCAAUAAAAUGAAAAUGGAGCAUGCGGCCAAAAUGGGAGCAUUACAGCAGCAAUUUGAAAAGCUUAAUAAAACAUGCACAGUUUUAGAGAAUGAUCUGAAAUCGGAAAGGGAAAAACACGAGAGUCUUCAGGACAAACUUCACAAAGAGAAAGAGACUGCAACAUCUUUAAAGAAUGAGCUGCAUCAGUUCUCAAUGUUACAGAAGAAUUUUGAUAAUUUGCAACUAGAAAAGAAGCAGCUUCAGAGGUUAUGUGCUGAACAGGAACAGGCUUUACAAGAAAUGGGUCAACAUCUCAGCCAAUCAAAAUUAAAAAUGGAAGACAUUAAAGAAGUCAACAAGGCACUUAAGGGGCAUGCAUGGUUAAAGGACGACGAAGCAGCAGAAUGCAAACAGUGCAAUAAAGAAUUCUCAAUUUCACGAAGAAAGCAUCACUGCAGAAAUUGCGGCCACAUCUUUUGCAACUCCUGCUCAAGCAACGAACUGUCGCUGCCGUCGUACCCAAAGCCUGUGCGCGUUUGCGACACUUGCCAUAACUUACUGCUUCAGCGAUGUUCCUCAAACUCCUCGUAAACUCCCGCAGCUCCAUCUGAAUGUCACACUUGCUUAUUCUUGACAGAAAAUGGACGAGCCAAUGUAUUUUCUACAUCUUUUGGGUAAUUCUCAAUUGCUUGAUGGAGGUGAUUCUAAAAUCUAUAUUUUUGGUAAUUGUUCAGUGUAAUAAUAUGUCUUAUAACCUUACAAUGAAAUAAACAUGUCCUAACAGUUCUUGUAUUUACGGUUACAUAACACUCAUUUUCAUGGCGCCAAACUUUUUAUGUUUUUACUUAACAUGAGAGCAGUCCUUACAAUAUAGAUUUCUAGUAUUAUAGGUGACAAAUGAAGAACCAUCCACUUAUAUAGUACAGACUGAUUGCUAAUUAAAAAUUUACUUUAGAAAGGCUUUUGGUGCCUUACCUUCUGCAAGACCACGAUUACUGUGUAUGGAGGUAUAGAUUGGUCCCAGUAUUUGCAGCAUUAAGAACGGUAAAGUCAACUUCUCUUCUCUCAAUAUAUAAAUAUAUAUAUAUAUAUAAAAUGUUUUUUUCUGCAAAAGAAAAGGCACCAUAAGAUAUAGAGAUAUUUAAAGUAUAUAUUCCUGUAACAAAUUGAAGCAAAUGAUUAAUUUUCUGUAAUGUACAAUACUAUUUUGUGGCAUUUUUGUGUUCUCUAAAAUUGUUUCCAGAAACCUGUCUAAAUCAAUGUGCCUUUGUUUUAACUUUGACAUCACUUAAAGCCAAUACACAGACUGCAUUUCUGUAAAAGCAUUGUUUGAUACCACAGUGUAAAGGAAUAAAAUGCUUUUUCACUAAUGAAA
Molecule: messenger RNA, 2818 nt
Organism: Xenopus laevis (African clawed frog)
Lineage: Eukaryota; Metazoa; Chordata; Amphibia; Anura; Pipidae
Gene: rufy1.L
Product: RUN and FYVE domain containing 1 L homeolog
Exons: 18
Coding region: 235-2034 (599 amino acids)
Biological process (GO): phosphorelay signal transduction system; regulation of endocytosis; protein transport
Cellular component (GO): cytoplasm; early endosome membrane
Molecular function (GO): metal ion binding
Source: RefSeq, a predicted model, not a curated record